AUGGUACCGAGUCGUCAUGGAGAGGGAAGCGAACUGUAUGCACAUUCAGAAGAACUUGAAUCAAAAUUGAGAGGACUCGCAAAGAAGGAAAGUAUGGAAAUUGAGAAAGUAUUGGCACAAGACAAGAAAAAUUAUGGAUCACAUAUAAAGAUACUCAUACUAGGAGGACCAUCAAGUGGGAAGAGCACUAUUUUCAAACAGAUGCAAAUUAUCCAUGUCAACGGGUUCAAAUCAGAACAGGAGCUUGUUCAGUAUCGAGGUCUCAUUGAUGCCAAUAUCCGGGACAGUUAUUUUCAAUUAAUUGCUGGAGCACGUCUUCUAGACAUCCCAUUGGAACCAAUUGAUCACCUUUUGUAUGAAAUUAAUGAUAUUUAUUCUCCAAUGUGCGAUGAGUUCGCUAUUCGAACCGUGCCAGAUCUCGUAGAGCCACUUAUUGCUUUUUGGAAAUCAGAGCAGAUUCAAGAAGUCUACAAACGAAGAUAUGAAUUCGAGUUGAUGGAUUCCACGAAAUAUUAUUUGGAGAAUCUCGAAAGAAUUUCAAACGAAAACUAUCUGCCGAAUGAGGAAGAUAUUGUUCAUUCUAGGAAAGCAACAGUUAGUAUAAACAGCAUAGUUUUUGAAUACACUGGAGUAUCAUUACUUAUGAUUGAUGUGGGCGGUCAGCGAUCAGAACGAAAGAAAUGGCUUCAUUUAUUCGAUGAUGCGAAAGUUGUGUUAUUCGUAAUUGAUCUGACAGGAUACGCGAAGAAAUCUGAGGAGAGUCGGACGGAGCUAUCCCGAUUCCCUCUUCUCUUCCGAGAUAUUGGAAAAGAUGCAUUCGAUAUGAAAGUGGCUCUGAAGAUAUUCAAUGAUAUCUCAGCAUCACCUGCUCUUGCAAGUGCUGUCUUUUUAUUGUUCUUCAACAAAGUUGAUCUAUUCAAAGAACUUCUUCCACAAGUGAGACUUCAGCCGUGUUUCUCAAAGUUUGAAGAAGAGAACGACUACGAUUCCACGAGCAAAUUCAUUUGCGAGAAGUUCACUCGAGCUGCUAAAUCCAAAAAAUCAGUUUUUCCUCAUUUUACAACUGCAACCAAUACUGAAAAUAUCAAGCUUGUAUUCCGUGCCUGUAUGGAAAGUGUCUUCAAGGCAAACUCAAAAGCGACAGGUCUCUCAUGA
This is a messenger RNA of Caenorhabditis remanei, 1155 nucleotides long. RefSeq lists its product as uncharacterized. The transcript has 8 exons. Gene Ontology annotation, biological process: adenylate cyclase-modulating G protein-coupled receptor signaling pathway. Gene Ontology annotation, molecular function: G-protein beta/gamma-subunit complex binding; guanyl nucleotide binding; GTPase activity. Gene Ontology annotation, cellular component: heterotrimeric G-protein complex. The record is from RefSeq and is a predicted model, not a curated record. The coding region runs from base 1 to 1155 and encodes 384 amino acids. NCBI's taxonomy places the organism in Eukaryota, Metazoa, Nematoda, Chromadorea, Rhabditida, Rhabditidae.